This is a messenger RNA of Manihot esculenta (cassava), 3492 nucleotides long. Its product is annotated as probable inactive leucine-rich repeat receptor-like protein kinase At3g03770. The transcript has 8 exons. Gene Ontology annotation, biological process: protein phosphorylation. Gene Ontology annotation, molecular function: protein binding; protein kinase activity; ATP binding. Lineage: Eukaryota; Viridiplantae; Streptophyta; Magnoliopsida; Malpighiales; Euphorbiaceae. The coding region runs from base 672 to 3038 and encodes 788 amino acids. The record is from RefSeq and is a predicted model, not a curated record.
AAUACAAUCCCUCUCUGUCUGAGUCUCUGGUGCCUGCGUACUCUGUACAGAACCCCUUCCACUCCCCUUGUCUUCUUUCUCCACAAAAAUCCGACCCCAUUAACGCCUCACUUGCUGUAGCAGACCAGCAGUAAAUAUCUCUCUGAUUACUGUCUGUUUGUACGGUCCUUUCUUCAACUACCUUCUUUAUUAUAUACACCUCUUGCAUUUAAUACUGUCAUAGACUCUGCUUAUUGUUGGCAUUCAUGGCAGAACAACUCCAUUACUGUUGAUGCUUCUUAGCUUUAAACCUCAGUUCCUCUUCUCAAGGUUUUAUAUUGUAUCUUGCUUUGCUUAAUUGUUUAUUUCUUCUGCCAUUGACUGCUAAGUUUUUUGGUUCCUGGGUUGUUUUGUUUGUUCGUUGUUUUUCUCAACAGAAUCUUAACUACAUUCUUUGCUUCGUCAGCUUCACUUCGUUUCUUCGUUUUGUAUUGUUUUCGCUGCUGGGUUUUUCACUAGUUUGCUCUAAUGUUUGGCGGUUUUCCGGGAAAUGUGCCUUUUUCAUUUUGAAUUUCCCUUGUCUUUUACUUGAGAUUUCGGCUUUAUUGAUUCAUGGGUUUCCUCGAAGUUUCAGCAACGGUUUGAUGAGUUAUUAGUGAAACUUACAGUUUGGUGUUUGAAAUUAGUCCUCAAUGGUGUGGUCAAACUGGUUUCUCAUACUGUAUCUUUCAUGGGCUUUCUUUAUCUCCAACACCCAUGAAUUACAAACCUAUCAGGCUCACCUUCUACUACAGCUGAGGAAGCAUUUAGAAUACCCUUCACAAUUGGAUACUUGGGAAAGUUACAAUGGAGACCUCUGCAACCUGUCUUCAACUUUAUAUAUGGGAAUUGUUUGCGAGGACAAUGUGAUUACUGAGCUCAAAAUUAAGGGAGAUAAGGUUGUCAAGGUCAGUGAUUUCAAAGGGUUUGCAAUUCCUAAUCAGACUUUAUCUGAGAGUUUUUCAAUCGAUUCUUUUGUUACUACACUGUCAAGAUUAAACAGCUUGAGGAUUAUUAGCUUAGUUUCAUUGGGGAUAUGGGGACCACUUCCUGAUAAGAUUCACAGGCUAUAUUCACUUGAAUUUUUGGACUUGAGCUCGAAUUUUAUUUUUGGUUCAGUUCCCCCUCAGUUGUCAAGAAUAGUUAAGCUUAAUUCUUUAACAUUAGAUGGCAAUUAUUUCAAUGGAUCUCUCCCUGACUGGCUGGAUUCUUUGUCCAAUCUUACUGUUCUGAGCCUGAGGAAUAACCAUUUUAAGGGUUCAGUUCCCCCUCAGUUGUCAAGAAUCACAACAUUAACUGUUAUUGCUUUGUGUCACAAUCAGCUUACUGGUAAAUUGCCUGAUUUGAGUACCUUAACUAGCCUGCAUGUGUUGGAUAUAAGAGAGAACAAACUAGAUUCUGAGUUACCUGCUAUGCCUAAAGGGCUGGUUACAAUUCUCCUAAGCAAUAAUUCCUUCUCAGGAAAAAUUCCUGUUCAGUUUGGACAGUUGAGUCAGCUUCAACAUCUUGAUUUGUCCUUAAAUCAUCUAAGUGGAACACCUCCAUCUUCCUUGUUCUCUUUGCCAAAUAUCAGUUAUUUGAACUUAGCUUCCAACAUGCUCAGUGGAUCCCUUCCUAACGAUCUCAGUUGUGGUAGCAACCUGGGAUUUGUUGAUAUCUCUACAAACAAGUUAAUUGGUGGACUUCCCUCUUGUUUGGGCAAUAUGUCAAACAAGAGAGCGGCAAAAUUUGGCGGGAAUUGUUUAUCCAUUGGUGCUCAACAUCAGCAUCAGAAGUCGUAUUGUAAGGUGGCCAAUGUGGAGUCAAAACAAUCAAGAGGUAGAAUUAUAGGAGCAUUAGUUGCUGUCAUCACCGGAACAGUUCUUGUUUUGAUGCUUUUGGCAUUAGGAGUGCUGUUUUUGUGCAGAAGAUAUUGUCCCAGAAGAACACUUGAACAGAAUACAUUUUCUAAGGUUGUGCAAGAUCAUUCAACUACUGGAGUUUCUUCUGAAGUCCUUGCCAAUGCCAGAUUCAUUGCUCAAGCAGCCAAGCUAGGCACACAAGGUGCCCCUGUGUGCCGUGAGUUUUCCAUGGAAGAGUUGAUGGAAGCCACAAACAACUUUAAUUCAUCAGCAUUUAUGGGUGAAGGCUCCAAUGGAAAAAUUUACAAAGGAAAAUUGGUGAAUGGAACCAAUAUUUCUGUACGAUCUCUGACUUACUUGAAGAAACAUUCAAUCCAAAAUCUUAAAUUUCGGCUGGAUUUACUUUCGAAGCUUCAUCAUCCACAUUUGGUUGGUCUUUUGGGUUAUUGCAUAGACAACAGUGAACAAGAUGAUAUGAAAGUCUUCCUUGUCUAUGAAUAUGUGCCUAAUGGAAAUUAUCGUGCCCAUCUGUCAGAAGCUCGCCCAGAGAAAGUCCUUAAAUGGUCAGAUAGACUGGUGAUUCUCAUUGAUGUUGCCAAGGCUAUCCAUUUUCUACACACUGGGGUGAUUCCUGGUACUUUUAACAAUCGACUGAAGACAAAUAAUAUAUUGCUUGACGAGCAUCGGAUUGCAAAACUGAGUGACUAUGGCAUGGCUCUAAUCACAGAAGAAAUUGGAAAAAAUGAGGCAAAGGGAGAGGCCCCAAAAUCACGACAUAGGACAAACUUAGAGGAUGAUGUUUACAACUUUGGGUUUAUACUGCUUGAAUCGCUUGUUGGUCCUAUAGUAACCGGAAAAGGAGAAGCAUUUCUGCUGAAUGAAAUGGCAUCAUUUGGCAGCCAGGAUGGUCGAAGGCGUAUUGUGGACCCAAUCGUUUUAUCUACAUGCUCACAGGAGUCAUUAUCAAUUCUAGUUUCUAUCACAAGCAAAUGCAUAUCUCCUGAGCCUUCAACUCGUCCUUCUUUUGAGGAUGUUCUUUGGAACUUACAGUAUGCAGCUCAAGUCCAGGCUGCAGCUGAUUCCGAUCAAAAAUCAGAUUCUACAUCAGUCAUAAGUUCUCAUUCAGAUUACAAUCCUCAGGAAACAAAUCCAUGUGUGAGGGGCACUAUUAGCACAUGAGGUAGGCCUACAUUUGGGCAACUUUUAUGUGAUUGAAGUACAAAAUGUAAAGUUGUAAAUGUCAUAUUUGAUCUCUCGACAUUAAGCUUAGCUAAAUUUUUUAUGUGAUAAAGUAUCCUAAAGUUCAACAAACCUGACUAAGAGAGCUGGCUUCAAUACUUCUCAAUGAUGAGAAUUAAGAAAAAGAAAACAUUUAAGUACCUAAAAGGACUUGAUUGAGGCUAGUAAUCUUUAAUACAUCAUUAUGCUUUGAGACAUUUGACAACAAAUCUUGAUCUUGAAAGGGUCUCUCUGCUUUUGAUUUUUUUGGAGAAGUACAAAAAAGUGCAUUUAGGUUAUGUGGUUUAAUUUGUGUCAAAAUAAUAAUUUAUGGUAUCUUGCUGUUUACAGUUUUCAGACGUUGUAAAAAAAUGUUGAUAUAUCAAGUAAAAUGUAAUUAUUAAAUAUUUAUCUU